This is a messenger RNA of Phyllotreta striolata, 1047 nucleotides long. Lineage: Eukaryota; Metazoa; Arthropoda; Insecta; Coleoptera; Chrysomelidae. The record is from the annotation of a GenBank genome assembly.
AAAAAGAAGCAGAACGAAUCAAAACAUAACCUAUACAAAAAACAGCUCUCCAUAAAGAAAGCUUUAAAAAUGAACCUAACUUUAUAUAACAAUAUAAUUUCUACAAUAAGAAACCACAAAGGCCUAUCGAUAGAUUGCUACAGACAACUCGUCGACAAAUUCCCGAGUUGCAGCGGCGACUCCUUAUACAGCAUUCUACAAUUCGAAUACCAAAGAAGAAUGAAGACCAACCAUUCCCUAUUGCACAGUAAUAAACAGAAUAUAUGGCAGUCUUAUGUAAAUUCGGUUAAAGAGCGCGAACGUUCCGGUAUAAUAUUACGAAUAGCCGAGAAUUUAGACGUAGCGCCUUGUUUAGUCGCUAAAAUUAUUUUGCACAGAUAUUUCGACGAGUUUUAUAAAGACAAUAACGAGGAACAACCCGUUUCGAAUAUUAACGUGUAUCUUAGAGAGACUUCACUGAUAAACGAUCCCAAACUGGCAUACGAAGUAUACUUAUGUACUUUGUAUGAUAAUAUUUACAGUCCUGUAACAGACGUGAUGAAGAGUUCUUUAGGUCAACAAUACGAGAUCAGAUUAAACAGAGAAGCCACGGAAUUGGGUUUGGGAUUCAGAGACGAGGAGCAUCUGCGCAAGCACGGUUACGACAAAACGCCCGAUUGUAAAUUAGAAGUACCGAUUUGCAUAAAGGGAUUCAUCAUAAACUGGAUAGAAAGCAAAGCGCUCUUCGGCGAAACCGAAGUGCACAAAGAGUACAUCAAAAAUCAAUACACGAGCUAUUACAACCGCUUCGGACCCGGCUUGGUGAUUUACUGGUUCGGAUACCUCGAAACGAUCGUACAAGACAACGAAAAACGCUUUGUAAUCAGCGAUCAUUUACCCAGAAAUUUCGCUCGAUUGCCUCCCCCUAAUUUCGAAUUUUAAUGUACAACUUCUACUAAGAGCGUGGAUACUCUAGGAGAAGUUCCCAAUAAUUCAUCAGCCCUGCAGCCGCCCCUGCAAAGGGCAUACAAACUACAUAGGUUACAGAGGCGCCUCAUAAAGGCGAAA